Messenger RNA from Eubalaena glacialis (North Atlantic right whale), 1203 nucleotides. RefSeq names its product junction adhesion molecule like (gene JAML). NCBI's taxonomy places the organism in Eukaryota, Metazoa, Chordata, Mammalia, Artiodactyla, Balaenidae. Gene Ontology annotation, molecular function: cell adhesion molecule binding. The transcript is spliced from 9 exons. Gene Ontology annotation, cellular component: membrane. Bases 1 to 1203 code for a protein of 400 amino acids. The record is from RefSeq and is a predicted model, not a curated record. Gene Ontology annotation, biological process: neutrophil chemotaxis; monocyte extravasation; heterophilic cell-cell adhesion.
AUGUUUUACCCACUGAAACUCAUCCUGAUGCCAGUGUUACUCAGUUAUUCCUUGGGCCUGAAUGACUUGAUUGUUUCCUCCAUGGAGCUAACAGUCCACGUGGGUGAUUCAGCCCUGUUGGGAUGUAUUUUCCAGAGCACAGAAGAGAAACUUGUGACCAAGGUAGACUGGAUAUUCUCAUCAGGAGAGCACUUCAAGGAUGAUUACGUGCUCUUCUAUUAUGCCAACAUCAGUGUGCCUGUGGGGCAUUUCCAGAAUCGUGUGCGCUUGGUGGGGGACAUCUUACACCAUGACGGUUCUCUCCUGUUGCAAAAUGUGGAAGAGGCUGACCAGGGAAACUACACCUGUGAAAUCCGCUUCAAAAUGGAGAGCCUGGUGUUCAAAAAAGCAGUGGUCCUGCGUGUACUACCAGAGGAACCCAAAGAGCUCAUGGCUCAUGUGGGUGAUUCGACUCAGAUGGGAUGUGUUUUCCACAGCACAGAAGAGAAACACAUGACCAGGGUAGACUGGAUGUUCUCAUCAGGAGAGCACGCCAAGGAGGAGAUUGUGUUGCGCUAUUACCCCAAACUCAAGGCACCCAUGGGAUACCCUCAGAACUGGGGCCGCUUCCAGAACCGUGUAAACCUGGUGGGGGACACUUCCCGCAACGAUGGCUCCAUUAUGCUCCACAGAGUGAAGGAGUCUGAUGGAGGAAGCUACACCUGCAGUAUCCACCUGGGGAACCUGACAGUCAGGAAAACCACUGUGCUGCACGUGAUCCUGAAAGAGCCUCGAACAUUGGUGACCCCAGUAACCCUCAGACCUGAGAUCCUGGGCGGUAAUCAGCUGGUGAUCAUUGUGGGGAUCAUCUGUGCCACUAUCUUGCUGCUUCCUGUUCUGAUAUUGAUUGUGAAGAGGACCCAUGGAAAUAAGAGUUCAGUAACUUCCACGACCUUGGUCAAAAGCCUGGAGAACACAAAGAAGGCAAAUCCAGAGGUAAGAGAAGAACUCUGCCAUUUUGCUGCUGUGCUCAGUGAGGGCAAGAAACAUAUCUACUCCUCAAUAACCAUGCAAGAGGUGAUUGAUGAAGAAGAACCAAGUGGGAAGUCAGAGGCCACCUACAUGACCAUGCACCCAGUUUGGCCUUCUCUGAGGUCAGCACCAACUAGCCCAUCUGACAAAAAGUCAGAUGGGGGAAUGCCAAGAACAGAGCAAGCCUUUUGA